Molecule: messenger RNA, 5955 nt
Organism: Cavenderia fasciculata
Lineage: Eukaryota; Evosea; Eumycetozoa; Acytosteliales; Cavenderiaceae
Exons: 22
Coding region: 1-5955 (1984 amino acids)
Source: RefSeq, a predicted model, not a curated record
AUGAACAAACAAGAAUUGAUUAGACAGUAUGGUAUAGAUACUCCAAUACCAUCAGAUGAUACUAUUUGUGUUGGUAGUUCUGUGUUUAUAUGUGAUUCAAGUAGUCAACCAAAAAUAAUAUCAAUAAUAAUCAAUCCCAAUACAUUCACAGACAAUGGUGAUCCUGGAACCAAUACUUUAUACUUUCCUGAUUUGAUGACUAUUCAGAUCAUUCUGCCUGCCAACGCCAUCACAAAGACACCAUUAAAUAUCUUGUCACAAAUUGACGACGGUUACCUUCCCCAACUCAGACAACUAUAUUUAUCCAAUGAUCCAACCACUACAAGUAUUCCAUCUCAAUUUGGUUUAAACUCUCCUUUAUUAGCGACAUUAAAAAUAUUAAAUAUUGCAAAUGGAACAAUUGAUCAAUUAUUUUACAAUGCACCAUAUAUUAGAAAAAUAGAAAUAACAAAUGUUAAUACGAUCAACAUUGAUGAAUCGUCUUUGGUGCCAACUUUAAGUACGUUGGCAUUGGGCUUUUCAGCAUCAGUCGAUCAAAAGACAAUGGUGUUUAAACAAUCAUCUUUUCCCAUCUUAUCAUCACUCGAAAUAUUAAUUAUAAGUGGUCACGCUAUUUCCGUUGUUAUUGAUUCACCUCGUAUUGGUGAUUUGAAAAUAACUCAUGAUACUAAUACACCAAAUUUAGAUUAUAAUAUACCAAUUAAUUUAACUAUAGUUGAUACUACAAAUAUAGGUUACUUAACAUUAUCAGGUUUAAAUUUAACCAUUUCACCUCCAACUUUUGAUAGUUUUAAAUUUCUUUCUAAAUUGUCUUUGACUACAACUAGAUUUGAAACCAUUCCUUUGACCAAUAACACACUUCCACAAUUUUUAAAUUAUUUUCUAUCACAAAAUGGUAGUUUUAAAUCAAUUCCAGAUUUAAAUUAUACUUCUCCCAUGGCAUAUUUAGGAUUUCCAAAUAACAAAAUAAUUGGAGAAAUUCCAACCAAACCAUUUUUAACAUCACCCAUGUUGGUAUUGGAUUUAACUGGUAAUAUUGGUAUCACUGGUGCACUUGGAGAACAAUUUUGUCAAAACAAAUUAUUGAUUAAUGGAACUUCAAUCACCUCGCUUCCCGAUUGUUUUUAUUGUUAUAUUGAUAAUCCAAGUCUCAUCAUAACUUCUCUUUUACCUCCACCAAACUUUACUUGCAAUGUAGUAGUAACAAAUCCAAAGAAAAUUAUUACACCUGAACCAUAUAUAACACUUUAUGGUAGUAAUUUGGGAUGGGCUUAUGGACUUGCAAACGUUUUAGCCAUAGUUCCCAAUUCCAUCAUUAGAUUUCCAUUUGAAAAUUAUGCUCCCGAUCCAAAAAAUGUAACGAUUUCAUUGGACAGUAUUGCACCAGUCAAUGUGACAGUAACAGCCAUUUCAGUCGGUAUUCAAAUCCACGCGGCACUCUUUGAUGUGGUCGGUUCUCUUGUUACUAUCAAUAUCACUAAAAUUUUAUAUCCUCCAUCCGUCUCUAUGGCCUCUUCCUUUGUCAUGGCGAUGCCUGCAAAUAGCACUCAACAACCUCCUCCUCCAACUCCAUGCAUACUACAAAACAAAACAAUCAAUACCUAUGUCUGUAAGAAUAUUGACUCUUUAAAUCCUGGAAAUUAUUAUUUCAUCAUUGAAAAUGUUUAUAGUUCUAAAACUAUAAGAGUGAUUACUAUUAAUGGAACAGGAAACUUUCCAGUUAUGACAUCAGCAUCAAUUGAUAAACAACCAGAUCUUCAAUAUUUACGCUUUUAUGGAUAUUUUGGAUGGGGUAAUGGAGUGGAUAGAGUGAGUGUCAAGCUCAAUGGGACCGUAGACUGUCCACUUUAUUUUAAAAACUCAUCCAUUAUUAUUUGUGCAACAGCUACUGCUCUUCCACCUGGACUCACUUCGGCAACCAUUGAUUGUUAUGGAUUUGUCAAUACAUUUAAUGGAGCCAUCUAUAUCCCUGCACCACCAACUUCAACAAUCGAUCUAAAAGAACAAUGUAAUGAAAGAACUUCAAAUUGUUAUGGUAAUGGUCAAUGUAAUGAUUUAGGUAUUUGUUUAUGUCAACCAAAUUAUUAUGAUGAUUGUAAAUUUAAAUUAAAUCCAAAUGUAACAAUAAUUAAAAAUGAAACAGAUCCAACAGCAGUAUUUAAUUAUAGUGAUCCAAAUGGAGGGGCGGUAUCACAAUUUUAUUUUUCCUUGGUUGCUAUUCAAGAAUUGGAUCAAGAUGAUCGGAUUGUUGGAGAAUUAAAAGUUGAAAAGUGGAAUGUAACCAAUCGAUCAUACAAUGAUAGUCAAUCAGGUUCAUUGGUGACAUCACUAAAAUAUGAUUUAAUGGUCAACAAUCAAAGUAUCUAUAGCAAUGUAGAGGUUGUUGCAAUGAUUGAUUAUUCAAGUAUGGCAAGACAGGUACCAUUUGGAGAUACAAUAUUAGACAUUGCACCAAAUAGUAUUAAAGUUGGAGUUGUUGUGAAUGGAUGGCCAUAUACAACGAUUCUAUCACAUCUUCGAGUUGUAUUCUCGACCAUUAUCAAUAAUGAUCAACAAACAUUUACAGAUUCUUGUGACAGUACAUCUGACGUUCCCACAUUUGAACAAGUGUUUGGUGAUAAUAGUUAUUUAAGAGUUAUCAAGAAUAAUACACAAUUCUAUGGUCGAUUCCUUCCAUACUCUUAUUCCGAUGGUAGAAAGACAUUUUCUAAAAAUGAAUUUAUCAAUCAAACCAAAAUUGCAAAUAGUCAAACUGGUGAAUCAUUGGCAUUGAUUGGUGUACAUUUACCUCAAUGUUCAUCAUGUCUACUAGACCCAGAUUUUAGUGCAUUGGUAGUAAACAAGGAUGACCAAAAUAUCAACUGUCCAUCAGAUGACUCUGACACUUGGAAGAUUGCUGUUGGUGCGUCGGUUGGUGGUGCCGUAUUUAUUGCUUUUAUCAUUGGUCUCAUUUACUAUAUUCGUGAUAGUAAUACUGCAAGAUUUAAAUUAAAUGCUGCUAAAAUAUAUACAUCAGCAAUGACACCUCCCCCUUUGAUAAAGGUGGUAUUUUUCUUUUUCUUUUACUUUUUUGUUUUCACAACAAGUAUUAGUAGUACAGUUAAUGCACAAGAUUUAUCUGAACCAGAAUCAAUAUGGCUCAUUCGUAACUAUGGUAUGACAGUACCACAGAAUCAGAUGCUUUGUAAUUAUGCAACAGGAGGUAUCACACGGUUUUUGUGUGUCGAUGGUCAUGUAUCUAAAAUUAUAAUCAAUGAAACUAUAUUUACCCAUUCAGGAAUUCCUGAUCCUAAUUUAGUAUCAUUAGAAUUCCCACAAGUGAUCUCUGUUUCAAUUCAGACACCCUAUACAGUACCCAUCUCAACCAAUAACAUUCUAUCAAUGUUUACAGAGAUUCCUUCUUUGAUUUCACUCUCUAUUCAAGAUGAUCAAACUAUCACUUCCAUACCAACAUGGUUUGGUACAACUUUACCAUCACUUACUGAAUUGUCACUUAAAAAUUGUACAUUAUUGACAAGUAUUGAUAAUAGUUUUAACAAUACAUCUAUUCGAUCAUUGUCUAUUAUUCCUGUCAGUACUGUCUAUUUUGAUGAAACUGUCAACCUACCAUUAAUGGUAUCAAUGAAUUUUGAAGUCAAUCCACCCUCUAAAAUGACUUUAACCAUCUCUGAAACAUCAUUUCCAAGACUCACAACAAUCUUUAUAUCAACACAUUCAAUCAAAGGUCUAACUGUCAAUUUUAAUUCAAAGGUUUUAAAUACUGCUCAUAUUAAACCAGCAGAGUCAUCUUUUAUGCAUAAUCAAAUCCCAAUCAUUUUAAAUUUCCAAAAUCCAAGAAAUAUUUAUAGAUUGGAGACUGGAGGAAUGGUUACAUUGAAUCCACCAAACCUUGAUGCUUAUUCAUCAUUAAAAUCAAUGGUUACUGCUUUUUCCAAUUUUUCUUCUAUUCAAUUAUCCCCUGGAGCAAGUUUACCACAUAAUCUCAUUUUUUUUGCUGCACCAAAUUCAAAGUUUUCAAAAUUUCCAUCGAAUCAAUUUACUAAUUUCUCAUCAGUGUCAUUUGCAAAUAAUUCAUUAGCUGGAACCAUUCCAUAUGCUAGUUUUGCCAAUUCACCUGGCAUGCUUUUAGAUUUAACAAACAAUGAUAAAGUAACGGACCCAGUGACAGAGGAUUUUUGUUCUUUAAAACUUUUCAUCAAAGGAACCGAUAUUACAAAUCUACCAGAAUGUUUCUUUUGCUAUUAUUCAGAUUCUAUUAUUAGAACUGAUGUGGCCCUCUUAUCUGAUUUCGUUUGUAAUAUUUCAGUUUCAAAUGUGAUGCCAAUUAUAACAACCAAUGAAUUUAUAACUAUUAGAGGUAGAAAUCUUGGUUAUGGUCAACAACCAAACCUAAGAGCAAUCGUUCCAAAUUCUAUAAUGGAAUAUCCAUUUUCAGGAAAUGGACCUGCAUCCAAUGUAAACAUUUUACUUUCAUCUAUUUAUGGUUAUAACAUCACGGUAUCUGCCAUUUCUGCAAGGAUUGAAUUUAUAGGAACAACAUUUGUAGCAGAUACUACUAAAAAUUAUGUUACCAUCAAUUCUACCAAUCUCGAUUGGAAUCCAUCAUCAUUUUCUCAUUUUGUUAUAUUAAAAAGUAAUUAUUCUGGUCAUAAUGUUCCAGAUGUUAAUUCAAUACAAAAUAUUUAUCCAAAAGUAAAUUCAAUUAGUAUAAAUUUAGUUGGUCGUGAUCAUAGACUUUCAAUUUAUGGUUAUUUUGGUGAAACGGUUGGAUUACAAGGAACAGUGGUUCAAUUAAAUUCUUCAAUGCCAUGUGUAUUGCUCACUAAAAAUUCAACCUAUAUCUAUUGUGUAUUGACCAAUCCUGCCAUUGGUCUUGCUUCACUCUACAUCAACAAUGAUGGUUAUGAAACCAACCUACUCAACUUUAUCAGUAUUGGACAAAUCCCUUCAAAAUCAUUGGCUGAUCAAUGUAAUGAAAGAACUUCAAAUUGUUAUGGUCAUGGUCAAUGUAAUGAACAAGGAAUAUGUAUAUGUCAACAAGGUUAUUAUGAUGAUUGUAAAUAUUAUAAAAAUCCAAAUGUAACAUUUGUACAAAAUGAUACAAAACCAGUUGCAACAUUUGAAUUGGAUGGAUAUCAAUUCUUAUUUUCAUUGGUUGCUAUUCAAGAAUUGGAUGGUGAUGAUAUGAUUGUACAAGAAUUAAUGACCGAUCAAUGGAAUGUUACUGAUCAAUCGGGUGGUGAUCUUACAUCACUUUAUUAUAGACUGUUGAUCAAUUCAACAUUGUAUCCAACACUAUCACCAUUUGUCAAUGUUACAUCAUUGAUUGAAUAUUCAACUAAAGAUAGGCAAUUACCAUUUGGUGAUAGUAUUGUAUCAGUUGGAGCAAAUAGUAUCAAAGUUGGAGUAAAUGUUACUGGAUGGCAAUAUCAAUCAGUUUUAUCACAUUUGCGAGUUGUAUUUUCGACCAUUGUCAAUAAUGAACAAUCAAUUCAAUCAUGUUCCAAUGGUGAUAUUCCAACAUUUGAACAAAUCCUAGGAAGUGAUAGUUAUUUGCGAGUUAUCAAAAAUAAUACUCAAUUCUAUGGUCGUUUCCUUUCCUAUUCCUAUUCCGACGGUAGAAAGACAUUUUCAAGAAAUGAAUUAAUCAAUCAAACUAGUAUCACUGGACGUAGUAAUGAAUCAUUGGCAUUGAUUGGUGUACAUGUACCUCAAUGUUCAUCAUGUCUACUAGACCCAGAUUUUAGUGCAUUGGUAGUAAACAAGGAUGACCAAAAUAUCGAUUGUCCAUCAUCAUCAUCUGACACUUGGAAAAUGGCUGUUGGUAUUGCAGUUGGUGGUGCUGUAUUUAUUGCUUUUAUCAUUGGUCUCAUUUACUAUAUUCGUAAUAGUAAUACUGCAAGAUUAAAAAUGAAAGCUGCUAAAAGGGGUGAGUUGUCACAAUUUUCAAAUUAA